This is a messenger RNA of Penicillium antarcticum, 1716 nucleotides long. RefSeq names its product putative CECR1 family adenosine deaminase. Lineage: Eukaryota; Fungi; Ascomycota; Eurotiomycetes; Eurotiales; Aspergillaceae. The transcript has 2 exons. Bases 1 to 1716 code for a protein of 571 amino acids. The record is from RefSeq and is a predicted model, not a curated record. Gene Ontology annotation, molecular function: adenosine deaminase activity. Gene Ontology annotation, biological process: inosine biosynthetic process; adenosine catabolic process.
AUGGACAACGAAUGGGAAAUCGAAGAGGGUAUCCCCCAGUUUGGUGACCCCUUUAUUCAGCAAUAUCUGAAAGGUCGCGAUGCUUUAAUCGUGGAAGAGCAAAAAAGACGUCAUGAUGCAAACCUCCGCAAAUCACUGUCGCCUAUAGCCGCCCGGGCAUCGAAGAUCGUUUCACAGAUCCGAGCCCAGGAGCAGAACGAAGUAUGGACCAGUGGAUUAGACGAAGCUGCCGCCCACCAGGCAGAUGAGAUUCUCUACCCGGGCGUGAUGUUUAACCUGGCCAAAGGGCACAUGGAGAAAACCAAGUUGUGGAAGAUUGUGGAGAAGAUGCCGAAGGGUUCUCUUCUUCACGCGCACAUGGAUGCCAUGUUCGAUAUCGAAUUCUUGCUUGAUCAGGCUUUCUCCACGCCCGGCAUACACAUGACUGCCCCGGGUCCAUUGAUCACACAGAAAGACUUGGACUCUGCGCCCUUGACGUUCCAGUAUUCAUCGCAGCCACCUAGUGUUUCAGAGGAAAAGCCAAGUAUCUGGACUCAGACAUACGAGCCUUCGUCAUUGAUCUCGAUCCAGAAGGCUGCUUCAUCUUUCCCCAAUGGAGGCGAGAAGGGGUUCCGGGAUUGGCUGACUAGUCGCUGUGUACUCAUGCCCGAGCACUCAUACCACCACCAUCAUGGAGUGGAUGCGAUUUGGGGUCUGUUCCAGAAUACCUUUCCCAUCAUCGAUUCCCUGCUUAUGUACGAGCCUAUCUUCCGAGUCUGUCUUACCCGUAUGCUUGGACAAUUAGCUGCCGAUGGAAUCCGAUACGUGGAAUUCCGGAUCGGGUUCAACUUCAAGUACAGGAGACAAGGGAAUGAUGAGCCUGACACUGACUUCCUCGAGUGGGCUCGCGUGAUGGAAGAGGUGGUGGAUCAGUUCAAAGAGUCCGAGGAAGGGAAGCACUUUUACGAUGCUCGACUGAUCUGGACUACGCUUCGUCGCUUUUCCAAUGACCUCAUUAUCCAGAGUAUGAAGCAAUGCAUUGAAUCGAAGCAGGCAUUCCCCGAUCUGUUCUGCGGGUUCGAUCUCGUCGGACAGGAAGAUCGGGGACGACCACUUGUUGACUUGGUCCCGGUUCUAUUCUGGUUCCGAAAGCAAUGUGCAGAAGAAGAGGUUGACAUCCCCUUCUUCUUCCACGCCGGUGAAUGUCUGGGUGAUGGCGAUGAGACCGAUCACAACCUAUUCGAUGCCAUCCUUCUGGGCACGCGACGGAUCGGCCAUGGCUUCUCCCUUUACAAACACCCUCUCCUGAUCGACCUAGUCAAAGAAAAGAAAAUCCUGGUUGAAUGCUGCCCAAUCUCAAACGAGGUCCUCCGCCUCGCCAGCUCGAUCAAAUCCCACCCUCUCCCAGCACUAUUAUCCAGAGGCGUCCCCGUUUCGCUGUGCAAUGAUGACCCCGCAAUCCUUGGCCAUGGACGCAAUGGACUGACACAUGAUUUCUGGCAAGCGUUACAGGGAUUGGAAAAUGUGGAUUUGGUCGGCCUAUCGAUGUUGGCUCAGAACUCCAUCCGGUGGAGCUGCUACGAAGAUCAAUCGGCGGCCGAGUGGAAGACCGGCAUCCAGAAUGGGGUGAUGGGCAAGGGACUAAAAUCCGAGCGACUGCGUGACUUUGGCUCUGAAUUUGAGAAGUUCUGCGAGUGGAUUGUCCUGGAGUUUGCUGAGUUUGAUGCUGAUGACUAG